This is a messenger RNA of Panicum hallii, 2823 nucleotides long. RefSeq names its product trifunctional UDP-glucose 4,6-dehydratase/UDP-4-keto-6-deoxy-D-glucose 3,5-epimerase/UDP-4-keto-L-rhamnose-reductase RHM1-like. Gene Ontology annotation, biological process: nucleotide-sugar metabolic process. Gene Ontology annotation, molecular function: dTDP-glucose 4,6-dehydratase activity. The record is from RefSeq and is a predicted model, not a curated record. Bases 426 to 2447 code for a protein of 673 amino acids. The transcript is spliced from 3 exons. NCBI's taxonomy places the organism in Eukaryota, Viridiplantae, Streptophyta, Magnoliopsida, Poales, Poaceae.
CGUCCGUAGCUGAGCUGUGGGGCUUGGCGACGGGGCACCGCGGCAGCGAGUCCACCGCCAGCAAGAGCAGCGUGUCCUGGACGGCGCGGCCAGCAUUUAAGUGAGCCAGCCCAGGCCCCCUCCCUCCCUCCCAUCGUCCCGAUCUCCUCGCUUCGUCCCGCUGCUCGUCGCGGCAGGCGUCAUCUCAUCACCGCCACCGGCCGUGGUUCACGCCCGCGUUCGCCAGUCGCCUCGUCUCCCGCCGCAGCCCGCAGCCCCGCACGGGACGCGCGUGCGCGCAUCGCCGCGGCGCGCGCGACCGUCCCCUUCGGCUACGCGACAGGCUUUGCUCCCCCCGGCUCGGCUCGGCUCGGUUCUGCUCUGCCGCCACCGCCGCGCUCCCGGAUCUCGGCGACCGCUUCUCGUCCAGGGAUUAGCAGACAAAGAUGGCGACCUAUGAGCCCAAGAACAUUCUCAUAACCGGCGCUGCUGGUUUCAUCGCGUCGCAUGUGGCAAACCGCCUGGUUAGGAACUAUCCACACUACAAGAUUGUUGUCCUCGACAAGCUUGAUUACUGCUCCAACCUAAAGAACCUCAACCCUUCACGGCCUUCACCAAAUUUCAAGUUUGUCAAGGGUGACAUUGCAAGUGCUGAUCUGGUCAACUACCUUCUGAUCACAGAGUCGAUUGACACCAUCAUGCAUUUUGCUGCUCAGACUCAUGUGGAUAAUUCCUUUGGCAAUUCAUUUGAGUUCACAAAGAACAAUAUAUAUGGUACCCACGUCCUGCUGGAGGCUUGCAAGGUUACUGGUCAGAUCAGGAGGUUUAUUCAUGUCAGUACUGAUGAGGUGUAUGGAGAAACUGAUGAGGAUGCUGUGGUUGGUAACCACGAGGCCUCACAGCUCCUUCCAACAAAUCCUUAUUCAGCUACAAAAGCUGGGGCUGAAAUGCUUGUGAUGGCAUAUGGAAGGUCUUAUGGUCUUCCUGUGAUUACCACUCGGGGUAACAAUGUGUAUGGGCCAAAUCAGUUCCCUGAGAAACUCAUUCCCAAAUUCAUUCUUUUGGCCAUGAGAGGUCUGCCUCUUCCUAUUCAUGGAGAUGGUUCCAAUGUCAGGAGCUACCUGUACUGUGAGGAUGUGGCUGAAGCUUUUGAGGUGGUUCUUCACAAAGGAGAGGUUGGACAUGUGUAUAACAUUGGUACUGUGAAGGAGAGGAGGGUGAUUGAUGUGGCCAAGGACAUAUGCAGGCUCUUUGGCUUGGAUACUGACAAAGUCAUCAGGUUUGUUGAGAACAGGCCCUUCAAUGACCAAAGGUACUUCUUGGAUGAUCAGAAGCUGAAGAGAUUGGGAUGGGCAGAGCACACACCAUGGGAAGAGGGAUUGAAGAAAACAAUAGAGUGGUAUACCACCAAUCCUGAUUACUGGGGAGAUGUCACUGGUGCGCUGCUCCCUCAUCCGAGGAUGCUGAUGACUCCUGGUGUUGAUGAAAGACAUAACUGGACUGAGGAAAUCAAGUCUCUAUCUUCUUCACCAGUGGAAGUUAGCACAACAGCUCCUGCAACCAGUACCCAAAGCACCACCGAUGCCCCUCAAAAGCAUCCCUACAAGUUCUUAAUAUAUGGUAGGACUGGAUGGAUUGGUGGCCUCCUUGGGAAGAUUUGUGAGAAACAAGGGAUAUCAUAUGAGUAUGGGAAAGGACGCUUGGAGGAGCGUUCUCAGCUUUUGGAGGACAUUAGAAAUGUGAAGCCGACUCAUGUUUUCAAUGCUGCUGGAGUCACUGGGAGACCGAAUGUUGAUUGGUGCGAGACCCACAAACAGGACACUAUCCGCACCAAUGUUGUAGGCACCUUGAAUCUUGCAGAUGUUUGUCGUGAGCAGGGUUUGCUCAUGAUCAACUAUGCUACAGGCUGUAUAUUUGAGUAUGAUGCUAAGCACCCUGAAGGGUCUGGAAUCGGCUUUAAAGAGGAAGACACACCGAACUUUACAGGUUCCUUUUAUUCCAAAACUAAAGCAAUGGUGGAAGAACUAUUGAAGGACUAUGAUAAUGUCUGUACUCUUAGGGUCAGGAUGCCUAUAUCAUCAGACCUAAGCAACCCUCGUAACUUCAUCACGAAGAUAGCUCGUUACGACAAGGUGGUGAACAUUCCCAACAGCAUGACAAUUUUGGAUGAACUUCUGCCUAUCUCCAUCGAGAUGGCGAAGCGGGACUGCAGGGGCAUAUGGAACUUCACCAACCCUGGCGUUGUCAGCCACAACGAGAUUCUGGAGAUGUACAAAAAGUACAUCAAUCCUGACUUCAAGUGGACCAACUUCACACUGGAAGAGCAGGCCAAGGUCAUAGUUGCACCUAGGAGCAACAAUGAGAUGGACGCGUCGAAAUUGAAGGCUGAGUUCCCUGAGCUGCUAUCCAUCAAGGAUUCUUUGAUCAAGAAUGUCUUUGAGCCAAACAGGAAGGUCCCUUCUAGCUGAGGAUUUAUACGGGGUUGUUGAGGUCCUUUGUAUUGGUUAUCGUUGGACACUAAAUUAGCUAAUGUUGCAUGGUGGUUCGUAGUUGUGGUCUAUUCUUUUGGGACAAUGGAGGCAUACCUCCUCCUUUUUAUCAUUCUGUUAUUACGGAUCAUGUUUUUACAGAACGCGUAGAUAUUUCUUAGAUGUUCUAUAUUAGUGGCUGAUAUGCUGAGGCGUGGUUAUCGAUGAACACUAGGAGUUAGCUUAUUCCAUUAUAUAUUAACUGUCGAGAGCAGUCGUUGUACAUAUUGUGGUCUGUGGUGCACUCUCUGCACUUUGCGCCUUUGUUUUUUGUUUGGGGGUUCUUGGUGGAUAUAUGGAGGUUGUCAUCCUGCUA